Messenger RNA from Silurus meridionalis, 1302 nucleotides. RefSeq names its product UBX domain protein 1 (gene ubxn1). Gene Ontology annotation, molecular function: protein binding. The transcript has 10 exons. Lineage: Eukaryota; Metazoa; Chordata; Actinopteri; Siluriformes; Siluridae. The record is from RefSeq and is a predicted model, not a curated record. Bases 122 to 1012 code for a protein of 296 amino acids.
AGCAACUGUAACGCUAAACUAGCUAACAUGGCUAAUAAAUAGAUUAUUACACAAAUAAGUGAUUAAUGUGAUAUGAACACAUUGCACAUUUUUGUGUAAUGGUUUUGUUUUGGGCUGUAGAAUGGCGGAGUUCACGACGUUAGAAAGCCUUUUGGAGAUGGGCUUCAGCAGAAACAGGGCGGAGAAGGCUGUAGCACACACUGGCAACCAGGGUAUCGAGAGAGCUAUGGACUGGCUGAUGGAACACGAGAACGAUCCAGACAUAGACGAGCCAUACGUGCCACCAAAAGAGAACGUUCUAGGCUCUUCGGAGGAACAGAUCCCGGCCGAGCCUGCCUCUGAACUCGAUGCUGAACUAAUGGAUGAACUGGGAGACGGCAAACGCCCAAUGACAGAAGAGGAAAAGAAAGAACAAAUUAGAAGGCUUGAGGAGUUGAUGCGGGUGAAGCAGGAGGAGAGGCGAGAGAGGGAGCGGCAGGAUGAGGUGGAGAGGGAGAAACAGAGGAGGAAACAGGGCCAGGAGCUGCAGCAGGUCCGACAGAAGCUGCAGGAUGACGAAAUGAAGCAACUGGCUGAACAACGCAGGAGAGAGAAAAUGGAGGACCGAAUGGCCAAGCAGAGAGUGAAAGAGAAGAUUGCACGUGACAGAGAAGAGCGGGCACGCAAGUAUGGAGGCGGCUCUUCAAGUAGCUCUUCCUUGACAUCUCCUUCUUCUGAGGCCACUCCUCAGUCACCUGCUGAGAACCAGGGCCCACCCCCAGCCAAGAAAGACUAUGAUGAAUGUCGGAUACAGGUUCGUCUAUUAGACGGCUCUGCGCUGAUGGCGGUCUUUAAGGCCCAGGAGCCUCUGGCUGCAGUGCGAGUGUACGUACAGAUGAACAGUUCCGAGGGCGAAGACUUUACCCUCCUGUCCCCGUACCCCCGGCGCGUCUACUCAGAACUAGACAUGGAGAAACCUCUACGUGAGCUUGGUUUGGUGCCUUCUGCUGUACUUGUGGUAACCAAGAAGUAAAGUCAAAUGAGUUUUAUCCACGUUCUUCCACUCCUUCUUAUAUGACCAACAGAAGACGCAAUGGCUUACAGUCAUGGACUGGAUUUAUACAGGUCAUUUAAACAAACACAAUGACUGUGGCUACUACACAACAAUAAAACAUUCACACCUACCACAACAAAAAAAUAAGUGAACAUACACACUCGAGUUCUCAUCUUUCUUUCAGUGAUUCUGCUAUGUAUUAUUUCUUGACGUUUGAAUUUUUUUUUGGCCUGUGGCCCCAAUGUAAAUAAAAACACACUCAACCUUUA